AUGUUUCAAAAAUUAAUAUAUUUAUCGAUUGGAAUAUUUGUAGGAUUUUAUAUCGGUGAUAUAAUUUUGACUAAUAACUCUAAUCAAGUUGAAUUCACAGAAAAUAAUAGAAGUCCCAAGAUUUUUUGUUGGAUUUUGACUGGAAACCAAAAUCACGAGACAAAAGCGAAGCAUGUGAAGAACACUUGGCUGAAACGAUGUGAUGGGUGAGUUUUUUGACUUUUUAAAAUAUUUCAAGUUCAACUUUAAUAUCCAGAAUAUGUAUUAAGGAAUUCUGAAUUUUUUAAUUGAAAUUAGCAAAAAAGUAUCCCAAAAGUUGUGAAAUUUUUAGGAUUUUUUUUUAAUAGGAUGAUCAGGGGUUGUAAAAUUUUUAAUCCAAACCUUCCAGAUAUGUUUUCAUGUCUUCACAAUCUGAUCCAGAACUACCAUCAAUAGAUCUCGGUGUUCGAGAAGGUCGUAAUUUUUUAUGGGCAAAAACUCGAGCAGCUUUCAAAUGGAUUUAUGAGCAAAAAUUGAUUGAUGAAUUUGAUUGGUUUUUGAAAGCUGAUGAUGAUACUUAUGUUGUUGUUGAAAAUCUAAGAAAUUUUCUAUCGAAUUAUUCAGCAAAUGAUCCAAUUCAUUUUGGAUGUAAAUUGAGAUUGGAAAAGGAAAGAAGUUGGAAUAGUGGAGGAGCUGGAUAUGUUUUGAGUCGGGAAACAGUUAAACGGUGAGCAUUAUCUGAUUGAAAAAUUGAACUCAAUUAAAAUUGUUAUCCAAUCAAAAAUAUAUAUUUCUCACAGCUUUGUAAAUUCUGCUCUUCCAAAUCCAGAUAUCUGCAAUCCUGGUCCAUUUGGCGAUGAAGAUCUUGAACUUGGGAACUGCCUUGAUAACUUGAAAAUUAGAAAUUUGGACACUCGCGAUUCUCAAAAUCUUCAUAGAUUUCAUCCCUUCAAUGUUUCAUUCCACGUGGAUAAAUCAACUGAAAUUGAUUGGAAUUUCUGGAUUUGGAACAUCUCAUUUUUUCCUAUUGACAAAAAUCCAUCUGGUAUCGUAAGAGUUAUCCGAACUUUGGUAAAAGUUUUUUUUUAAUUUUCAGAUUCUGCAAUCUCAUUUCAUUACACAACUCCAGAAAUGAUGUAUUGGUUUGAAUAUUUUCUCUAUAAAUUUAAUAUUUUUUAG
This is a messenger RNA of Caenorhabditis angaria, 1158 nucleotides long. Lineage: Eukaryota; Metazoa; Nematoda; Chromadorea; Rhabditida; Rhabditidae. The record is from the annotation of a GenBank genome assembly.